Plasmodium vinckei vinckei is the source of this 1410-nucleotide messenger RNA. RefSeq names its product isocitrate dehydrogenase [NADP], mitochondrial, putative. The transcript has a single exon. The coding region runs from base 1 to 1410 and encodes 469 amino acids. Gene Ontology annotation, molecular function: magnesium ion binding; NAD binding; isocitrate dehydrogenase (NADP+) activity. NCBI's taxonomy places the organism in Eukaryota, Apicomplexa, Aconoidasida, Haemosporida, Plasmodiidae. Gene Ontology annotation, biological process: isocitrate metabolic process. Gene Ontology annotation, cellular component: mitochondrion. The record is from RefSeq and is a predicted model, not a curated record.
AUGGAACGUAGUAUUCAGUCUCUAAGAAAACAUAUAACCUACCGUGUUACAAAGAGAUAUGCAAGCAAUGGGCAAUCCGCUUUCAAUCUUAGUGGGAAAGUAAAGGUGGAAAACCCAAUAGUUGAAUUAGAUGGGGAUGAAAUGACUAAAAUUAUAUGGAAAGAUAUCAAAGAAAAAUUGAUAUUACCAUAUUUAGAUCUUAAUAUAAAAUAUUUUGAUUUAUCUAUAGAAAACAGAGAUAAAACAAAUGAUCAAAUAACAUUAGAAGCAGCACAAGAAAUAAAAAAAUAUGGCGUUGGAAUAAAAUGCGCAACUAUAACUCCCGAUGCUGCAAGAGUAAAAGAGUUUAAUUUAAAAGAAAUGUGGAAAAGUCCAAAUGGUACAAUUAGAAAUAUAUUGGAUGGGACUGUAUUUAGAGCCCCUAUAUUAAUUAAAAAUAUUCCUAAACUUAUAUCGAAUUGGAAAAAACCUAUAGUAAUAGGAAGACAUGCAUAUGCCGACCAAUAUAAACAAAAAUCAUUAAAAAUAACAAAAAGUGGGAAAUUCGAAAUCGUUUUUACCCCUGAUGAUAAUUCACCAGUUGUUAGAGAGACAAUAUUUGAUUUUAAAUCUCCAGGUGUAUGCUUAGGUAUGUAUAAUACUGAAGAAUCCAUUAAAAAUUUUGCAUUAUCAUGUUUUCAAUAUGCAUUAGAUUUAAAAAUGCCUGUAUAUUUUAGUACCAAAUCAACUAUACUUAAGAUAUAUGACGGACUAUUUAAAGAUAUAUUUCAAGAUAUUUAUGAACAAAAAUUUAAAAAAAUUUUUGAACAAAAUAAUUUAUGGUAUGAACACAAAUUAAUUGAUGACAUGGUUGCCCAAGUAUUAAAAUCUGAAGGAGGAUUUGUUUGGGCCUGUAAAAAUUAUGAUGGUGAUAUACAAUCAGAUGCCGUUGCACAAGGAUAUGGAAGUCUAGGUUUAAUGAGUUCUAUAUUAAUGUGCCCCGAUGGAGUUACUUGCAUAUCUGAAGCUGCACAUGGGACUGUAACUAAGCAUUAUAGAGCCUAUCAAAGAGGAGAAAAAACCUCAACGAAUCCUAUUGCGUCUAUUUUUGCAUGGACUAGAGGCUUACAACAUAGAGCAAAAUUAGACCAAAAUAAAAAUUUACAACAAUUUUGUUAUGCUCUUGAAAAAGCAUGUAUAGAAACCGUGGAAAAUGGACUUAUGCCUAAAGAUCUAGCUAUUUGUAUUAAAGGUAUUAAAAAUGUUACUGAAAAAGAUUAUCUAUUUACUGAAGAUUUUAUAGAUGCCAUAAACGAAAAUCUUAAAUUGAAACUUUUGAUCAAUCAACAAAAAAACGAUGUUCAUGCAACUGACACCAAAUUACACAACGAAAAUUGGGUCAAUUAUGCUCCACAAGAACAUUCUACAUAA